Molecule: messenger RNA, 618 nt
Organism: Trichoderma virens Gv29-8
Lineage: Eukaryota; Fungi; Ascomycota; Sordariomycetes; Hypocreales; Hypocreaceae
Exons: 5
Coding region: 1-618 (205 amino acids)
Biological process (GO): phosphate-containing compound metabolic process
Cellular component (GO): nucleus; cytoplasm
Molecular function (GO): magnesium ion binding; inorganic diphosphate phosphatase activity
Source: RefSeq, a predicted model, not a curated record
AUGCAUCAAAUCCCACGAAGAUAUAUUUGGAACUAUGGAGCAUUACCUCCCACAUGGGAAGACCCCAACUUCAUCCAUCCUGACACUAAAGCGAAAGGUGACAAUGACCCGCUGGGUAUCUGUGAGAUUGGGGAAAGGGUGGGAUAUCCAGGAGAGAUCAGGCAGGUGAAGGUUCUUGGCAUUCUGGCUCUUCUUGAUGGCGAGGAUACGGAUUGGAAGACUAUUGCCAUUGAUAUUAAAGACCCUUUAGCGUCUGAGUUCAAUGACAUCGAAGACAUCGAGGUUCACAUGCCUGGACUUUUCCGCGCAACAAAAGAGUGGUUUCGCAUUUACAAGAUGCCAGAUGGAAAGCCCGCAAACAAGUUUUCUUUUGACGAGGGGUGCAAGAAUAAGGCCUAUGCUACACAAGUUAUCGAGAAAUGCUCUGAUGCUUGGCGUCAACUGAUAUCGACUCACGAAAACGGAAUUGCCGACACGAAUACGACUAUGGGGGAGUCAUCUGGCCAUGUAACCCAUAUUGCCCAGGAUCUAAUUCUUGAUUUACCAACUCAACAACAGUCAUCUCCAGGCUCAAAUGAGAGCUCCAUGGAUAAGUGGUACUUCAUCAAUGAGGCUUAA